AUGGGUCAUUCCAAAAGGGCUCCCUUCAGUGGACAACAAUCGAAACCAAAGAAAAUUAUUGAUAAUCAUUUUGACACUUUUUUUGUUAUACAUCGCACUUCUGAUCUGAAAGAAACUUUCCAUACUGUUUCACCAUUUCUUGUCGAAAAGGCUAUUACCGGGUCUCUCGGUAAGGUUGAGUCUAUCCGUAAACUACGUUCAGGCGACCUUCUUGUGGAGGUCAAAACUCGUAAACAAUCGCAGCAAAUACUGAAGCUGAAAAACUUGGCCACUAUACCAGUGUCGGUUAGCGCUCAUUCUUCCAUGAAUAACUGCAAAGGAGUCAUAACUUGUGGAGAACUUUUUAAUGAAACAAUUGAAAAAAUUACUGCAGAGUUAGCUUUUGAAGGAGUAACACACGUACGACGUAUUUCUGUUCGUCGAGACGGAAAACUCCUUCCUACGAAGCAUCUAAUUCUCACAUUCCACAGGCCUAAAUUACCCGAGUAUAUCAAAGUUGGUUACAUGAGAUUACCGGUGAGACCAUACAUCCCAAAUCCGCUACGAUGCUUCCAAUGUCAGAGGUUUGGUCACGCUAAAACUGCCUGCCGCGGGACAAUCACAUGCGCCCGCUGUGCGGAGAAAGGUCAUGAAAGUGAACACUGUAACGCACAAGAGAAGUGUGUUAACUGCUUCGGUAAUCAUACUUCUUAUUCCCGCUCCUGUCCUCGUUGGCAAAUUGAAAAGCAAAUUGUAGCUGUGAAGUUUAAAGAGAAUAUAUCGUAUCCUGAGGCAAGACGCAGAGUCACAGCACAGACACCGGUACCUGGUAUCAGUUAUGCCUCUGCGACACAAGGAAAAAUUGAUAAAAAUAUUAGCAGGAAACUAUCACUUGAAACCUCCACCAACUCUGAUUCUGAACCAUCUGGAAAUACUGUUCCAGAGACACCUAAAUUGCAAAAAGCUACUUUAAGGUCUAAGUCACAAAAAUCUCUCGCUUUGAAACUCUCAAAGCGCGGUCUUUCACCAAAAGCGCUACCCUCUAAACUGAAAAAAUCUCUUGUUCAUAAUUCAGUUGCUUUGGAUUUGGCGUCACAAGGCGUAGCCCAUAAAGAUUUAACGUCUAUUUUUGGUGGCGCCUCCAAAGGCCCAGACCUCAUUUCUCUACAUCCAUCUGAAGAAGAGGAUGAAGAUCUGAAAAUGAGUUGUGAUAUUUCACCAACUCAAUCUAAUGUUCCAACUGUUUCUGAUGCAACAAAAAUUACUUAA
This is a messenger RNA of Argiope bruennichi, 1248 nucleotides long. RefSeq lists its product as uncharacterized. Gene Ontology annotation, molecular function: nucleic acid binding; zinc ion binding. Lineage: Eukaryota; Metazoa; Arthropoda; Arachnida; Araneae; Araneidae. Bases 1 to 1248 code for a protein of 415 amino acids. The record is from RefSeq and is a predicted model, not a curated record. The transcript has a single exon.